GUUUAGGGCUUAUGGCUAUCGUGUGAUUGGCAAGUGGAAGCGCCAUGGCUUCCCUGGUGAGCCCUAGCUCACUGUCAGUGAGAUUGGGCGAGAACUAUGGCAGGAGAGGCGGCAGAGCAGCCGCAUUGUGCGUCUCGCAAGCUGGAUUCUCGAUCAACAGCAAAGAUUGCUCGAGCUCGAGUUUUGAAGCUGAGCUCAAGAGCGUCCUCUCACAACGUGACAUUCUCACGGCGAGAGGAAUCAACAUGCCUUCCUCGAGGCCGGAUAAUCGCUUGAAAAUUUUCUCGGGAACAGCGAAUCUGCCACUGGCCAAGGAAAUCGCGUGCUACAUGGGCCUAGAACUUGGAAAGAUUUGCAUCAAGCGCUUUGCUGACGGUGAAAUCUACGUCCAGCUACAGGAAAGCGUGAGAGGCAGUGAAGUGUUCUUGGUCCAGCCGACUUGUCCACCCGCAAAUGAGAACUUGAUGGAGCUACUGGUCAUGAUAGACGCAUGCCGGCGUGCAUCCGCCAAGACCAUCACAGCAGUAAUUCCAUACUUUGGAUACGCCAGAGCUGACAGAAAGACUCAAGGACGUGAAUCGAUUGCAGCAAAGCUUGUUGCAAAUCUUUUGACAGAAGCCGGUGCGAACCGUGUUCUUGCAUGCGACUUACACUCGGGGCAGGCGUUGGGUUACUUUGACAUUCCCGUGGAUCAUGUUUAUGGUCAGCCCGUUAUACUGGACUACCUCGCAAGCAAGAUGAUAUCAGCUGACGAUUUCGUAGUAGUCUCCCCGGACGUGGGUGGUGUUGCUCGCGCUCGGGCCUUCGCCAAGAAACUCUCGGAUGCACCGCUCGCGAUCGUGGACAAACGACGUCAAAGUCACAAUGUUUCUGAGGUGAUGAAUCUUAUCGGUGAUGUCAAUGGCAAAAUCGCAGUCGUGGUAGAUGAUAUGAUUGACACUGCUGGGACGAUAGCAAAUGGAGCUGCGCUUCUUCGUCAAGAAGGAGCCAGAGCUGUCUACGCUUGCUGCACACACGGUGUUUUCAGUCCUCCUGCGAUCGAGCGCCUAUCAGGUGGUCUCUUCGAAGAAGUGAUCAUCACAAACACGAUUCCAGUGAAAGAGAGCUUCAAGGAGCUUACAAUUCUCUCGGUGGCGAACCUCCUCGGUGAAACCAUCUGGCGGGUGUAUGGGGAUAGCUCUGUGAGUAGCAUUUUUGGGUAGCUUAGUGGAUCCAAAAUUCUUUUCAUUCGAGUUUCUUCUUUUUCCUCCAUGAAAAUGCUUUUGAUCUUCUCUCCAUUUCUAUUCUCCAGCAAGAUUAAAUCUUUGUUCUUGAUCGCGUGCUAGACUGGAUUUGAAUCGCACUUGGGACUUGGUAUCGACUGAUCAAUCGAAACAAUGCCAAUGUAAUUCUUUGUUAUGUAAUGUUAUAAACUCGUUUUUGAA
Molecule: messenger RNA, 1424 nt
Organism: Selaginella moellendorffii
Lineage: Eukaryota; Viridiplantae; Streptophyta; Lycopodiopsida; Selaginellales; Selaginellaceae
Product: ribose-phosphate pyrophosphokinase 1
Exons: 8
Coding region: 45-1202 (385 amino acids)
Biological process (GO): ribonucleoside monophosphate biosynthetic process; 5-phosphoribose 1-diphosphate biosynthetic process; purine nucleotide biosynthetic process
Cellular component (GO): cytoplasm; ribose phosphate diphosphokinase complex
Molecular function (GO): ribose phosphate diphosphokinase activity; magnesium ion binding
Source: RefSeq, a predicted model, not a curated record